UAUCUAUAUCUAGCCAUCUUUCUCAAUCUAUCUUUUCUCCAAAGCUCAAAAUGUUGCAGCUUCAAAACCCUUUUGUUCUCUUACUUUCAUCAUUGUUUUUAACAUUCCUUCAUCAUUGUUCUGCUACACAAUUCAUAGUGGGGGAUUCAGCUGGUUGGGUGAUUCCACCAUAUCCAACAUACUAUACUAAUUGGACCGACUCAUAUUUCCUCAGAGAAGGAGACUCUCUAGAAUUCAACUUCGACACAAAAUUCUACAACCUAAUUCAAGUAUCACAAUCCGAAUACGAGCAUUGCACAGCCCUUGAACCUUUGAAGGUAUUUAAUAGUAGUCCGGUUAAUUUCCCAUUAAAGGAGAGAGGUGUCUACUAUUUCAUAUGUAGUGUCUCAAAUUAUUGUACUUUAGGUCAAAAGAUUAAAAUUUAUGUCCAUCAAAGUGCACCAAAAAUAUCCCCAACACCCUCAGCAUCACCUCCACAACAAAAAGCACCAAUGAUAUCUCCACAAAUAUCACCAAAUGGUUCAGUUCCUCAACCUAGUGGCAGCAUCAAUCCUCCACCACCUAGCAAUGUGCCCUCUCCUACUCCUGGAUGUCCAUCUUCAUUUCAAGGGAAAAAGUUUGAUAUUGAUGUGAAAUUGGUUUGUGCUAUGCUUGGUACAUUCAUAGGAUUUUGGGUGAUGUAAGAAAGACAUGACAAUUAGGGAUUCAUAUUGCAUGCAAUCAACACAUUUGAUUUUAAUAAGACGGAGAUGUCAUGUGUGCAAUAUGGAUCCGACAUUUAGGGUGUUUUUAGAUCAGUUUGAUUAUGUUUAGUGAUUUAGUAGGGUUAAUUUUGGUUUUGAUUAAAUUGAAUUGGGAUUCUCAUUUACUUGUUAUUAUGUAAUGGGAUAUUUUGAGUUUUUAGUAUCUGAUUUUGAGUA
Molecule: messenger RNA, 920 nt
Organism: Cicer arietinum (chickpea)
Lineage: Eukaryota; Viridiplantae; Streptophyta; Magnoliopsida; Fabales; Fabaceae
Product: blue copper protein 1b-like
Cellular component (GO): plasma membrane
Molecular function (GO): electron transfer activity
Source: RefSeq, a predicted model, not a curated record